GUCAGUGAAAGUGUUGAGUCCUGGGGCUACAACCCGCUCCAUACUUUCCAGUUAGGCUCCGUGUGAGCACGAGCAACUCUCCAACCGCAGACGUCGAUAACACAGCAGUACUUCACCUGGGAAUUGGAAGAUCAUACCAAACAAUCAUGUUGGAGAACGAGGCUUUUUCCUGUUUUGUUUUCUAUAGUGUUCUCCUGGUCAUCAAGAUGUACAUCAUAGCAAUCAUCACUGGACAAGUCAGGCUUCGUAAAAAGGCUUUCGCUAACCCAGAGGAUGCGCAGAGACACGGCGGCGUCCAGUACUGCAGAGAGGAUCCGGACGUAGAACGGUGCCGAAGGGCUCACCGUAACGACAUGGAGAAUAUCUUCCCUUUCCUGUUCCUGGGGGCUGUGUACUCCCUGAUUGGCCCGUCGCUUGCUGUGGCCCGCGCUCACUUCCUGGUCUUUUUCCUGUUCCGCGUGCUUCAUACAGUGGCCUACCUGUGUGUCCUGCGGGCGCCCACACGCUCCCUGGCCUAUGUCGUCGCCCAAGUGCCCUGCGUGUCCAUGGCCGUGCAGGUCCUCGCGGCGGUGGCCUCCUCGUGGUAGUUGUGGUGUUCUGGAUCUAUCUGUGACCGCUUCAAUCUGUGACUGAUCUCAGUCUGUGAGAUCAGCGGUAGAGGAUACUGCAAGAGAUGCUUUUCAUACAAGGGAAAUCCUCAAGACUAUAUCGCCAUCAAUGCUACCAUAGCAGUUUGUGUCUCUCGACUGUAAGACAGUAUGUACUCUGAAAGUGUGUACUCUGAAAUGAAGUCAUUGUUGUGCUCUAGCAAGCACAUCCUCCUGCAGUACUGUAUGUUUGCUAUGCAAUGUUGAAGUCAAUUGCCUCCCUCUUGAUAGUCCAGGGGACUCUCUGAAGAUUAAGGUUUUAAUUAGUAAACAUUGAACCUUUUAACCAGUUCAUUGUGUUGUCAUGUUGUUUGUGUAUACACAAGUUGUUGCUUGUUUCUGUCUUUUUCAUUCUCUAUUUCUUGUUAUAAACUGGGUGGUUUGCGCUCUGAAUGCUGAUUGGCUGACAGCUGUGUUAUUUUUACUACUCUAAUUACGUCGGUAACCAGUUUCUAAUAGAAAUAAGGCACCUCAGGUGUUUGUGGUAUAUUGCCAGUAUACCACGGCUAAGGGCUGUAUCCAGGCAC
Messenger RNA from Salvelinus namaycush (lake trout), 1174 nucleotides. RefSeq names its product prostaglandin E synthase (gene ptges). Gene Ontology annotation, cellular component: membrane. Gene Ontology annotation, biological process: prostaglandin biosynthetic process. Gene Ontology annotation, molecular function: prostaglandin-E synthase activity. Lineage: Eukaryota; Metazoa; Chordata; Actinopteri; Salmoniformes; Salmonidae. The coding region runs from base 147 to 587 and encodes 146 amino acids. The record is from RefSeq and is a predicted model, not a curated record. The transcript is spliced from 3 exons.